Molecule: messenger RNA, 747 nt
Organism: Dovyalis caffra
Lineage: Eukaryota; Viridiplantae; Streptophyta; Magnoliopsida; Malpighiales; Salicaceae
Source: the annotation of a GenBank genome assembly
AUGAUUCUACUGCUUUCAGAGCUCUUUGCCCUUGUUGUUGCCGACCCUUUAUUCACAAUUUGUUCAACUAACUAUGGUAACUAUGAUCUCGGAAGCCCAUUUGAAAACAACCUGAAGCAUCUUCUUGAAACCUUACCUUCCAUCACUUCAUCAACCGGCUAUAACAACACGGCUAUUGGUAAAACCCCUGACAAAGUCCAUGGCCAAGCACUUUGUAGAGGAGAUGUCUCUUCAAGUGCUUGUCAGACUUGCUUGAGAGAUGCAAGCCAAGAAAUCUUGAAAAAUUGCACAAGUACAGAUGCAAUCAUAUGGUAUGAACGAUGCCAAAUUCAAUAUUCGUUUCAGAAUAUGACUUCCUUGUAUGUUUAUGCCGGGAAGUAUCCAGACUUGGAUUCUCAUGAGAAAUCCGUAUCAGAUCCUGUUCAUUUCUUUGACACUGUAAAGUUCUUGAUUGACAAACUGUCAAAUGAGGCUGCGUUCGAUCCUUCAAAGCUCAUGUUUGCAACUGGAGAAAUCAAGUUUUCAAGGAACGAAACCAUAUAUGGCCAUGUGCAGUGCACUAGGGAUGUCAGAGCAGAUGAGUGUCAGAAAUGUUUGACUUCUGCUUUAAUUGAUCUCAAAGGAUGCUGUUCUUCGCACCAAGGUGGAAUUAUUGUUAGUAGAAAUUGCAAUGUCAGAUUUGGGCUCUACAAAUACUACAACGCCUCAAGUUACUUAAUAACAUUCCCAAAUCCUAAAGGUGAGUAA